AUGGUGAGUGGGGAACGGGAGAAGGAGCUGACCACCCUCCUGGGUUGUCAUAACAGUUGUCGCAUAACCUCCACCCCCUCCUUUUCUUCCCUUUUCCAUUCCUCUCUCCUCCUCCCUAUCCCACCCUCCUCUUUCUUCCCUUUUCCAACCUCCCUCCGCAUUUCCCUUUCCAUACCGUAUCCCUUCUACACCAUGUUUGUGGCCCCAUGCCUGCCUCUAUUGAUGUCCUUGCUGUCUUACGUCUUCCCCUCCCCCCCCUCUUCCCUCUCGUCCUCCCUCUCACACCCAGCUAGGUGUGUUGGUGGACGACCUCCCAGAGCCACUGAGGCAGGAAGAGUAGCCGCAAGCAACCUCCCUCAUGUGUUUUCCCGUCCCCUUCCCCACCCGGAACUGCCCCUUCACUUGACAGCUCAUGUGUGUGGGCACCGACAGCAUGGUCAUAGGCACUUGGCACAGCUGUCGGAGACGCCGAGGCAGGAAGAGCAGAUGAGGCGAGCCAAGGAGGCAGCAGCAGCAGCAAGAGACGCAUCCCGCAUUCCCAUGCAUGAUGGCACCAGUGCAUGGCUGAGUGGGAUGUACCUUCCUUUCAUUUUAUACACCAGCCAACAACCCCGUUUUUCUCAUUCCUCCGUUCCCGUUCCCUCCCCAUCCUCUCUCCUUUCCCUCUACUUCCUAAUUCCUUGGCCUCCCCUUCCCCAACCAUUCCACUCCCCUUCCCCUCCCGUUCCACUCCCCAUUCCCCUCUCCUUUCCCUCCCCUUCCCCCCGCCCUCACCUCGCUUUUUUCUCCACUUCCCCUCCACUUCCCAUCCCUUCCCUUCCCUUUCUCCCCCAUUUCCCCUCCCCUUUUCCCCCCUUUCCCAUCCCCUUACCCUCCUCCUCCCCUCCUCGUUCCCGCCCCUUUCCCUGCCCAUCCGCUCUCAUCACAUGCACCUGA
Closterium sp. Naga37s-1 is the source of this 936-nucleotide messenger RNA. The record is from the annotation of a GenBank genome assembly. Lineage: Eukaryota; Viridiplantae; Streptophyta; Zygnematophyceae; Desmidiales; Closteriaceae.